ACUUUGGGUUGUCUGGGACCCCUUAAAUUAUAACCCUUCAAGAAUAAAGGCAUGUCCAGUCUUUUUGCACCUGUAAUCCCUGCUAUUAUCAGUGAUAGUAUUUUCAUUCUAUACUGCCUGACAUAUUAUACUGCGUACUACUGACAAUGGCGCAGUAUUAAAUUAUUUCCCAAUCAAUCGAAGCAGGUGUAUAUAAGAAUUGAUGCUGUAUACAUGUCCUCAUAGUUACAUACGAUUAAUUUUGUCUAAAACAUCGAUAAGAAGUCUUCUACAUUUCAGAAAAAUGUGUAUGACGGUCGCAGCUUUAGCUAAUCAAACAGUAUUUGUUCCGCGUGAAAUUACGUAUUUUAGUAAAAAUGCAUUUCGUUUUUAUCAUCGUUACCGAAAACUAUGCCGCGUAAAUAGUUUUCUAUCAGAAAAAUACCUUUUACCAUCUUUAAUUGUCAAUACGUGUACUAUGCAAAGGACAUGUUACAGUACCGACAGUAAAGAAGCUUUUUCUGGCGGUUUAACUAAAGAAAAAGCAAAAAAAGUGGCAGAAAAACUCACCACAGACGAACGACAUUUUUUGUUAAAAGCUCUAGAAGAAUGUAAAUCAGAAGAAGACAGAGUUGAAUAUCAACGACAAUUAGCUGCCUUUCGAUGGUGUAAUAAGCUUGGAAGGCCUAGCAAAAUAACAUCAUUAGGUGAUGUGGAUCCUACAGGAAGUUAUUGCCCUGUACCUGAGGAUUGGCUUAUGCGCAAUUUAAAAUAUUUCCUUCCAUCGCAUUCUACUUUUGGAUAUUUUAAAAAGACAACUACAGAGCCACACUUAGUUGAAACUGUUCCAGAACCAUCCAUGAAAGAUCUAAUAUUAGUUGCAAUUUCAAAUGCAAUACCAUUCAUUGGCUUUGGUUUUCUUGACAACUUCAUCAUGAUUGUUGCUGGUGAUCAAAUUGAAAUAAUGUUAAAUAAAAGAUUUCCAAUAUCAACUAUAGCAGCUGCAGCAUUAGGAAAUACAAUAUCUGAUAUAAUAGGAAUUGGAUCUGUACAUUAUGUAGAACGUUUUGCACAAAAAGUUGGAUUUGAAGCACCAAAGCUUACUCCUAUACAGUUAAAUCUUAAAAAGACAAAAGCAGCUGCAAAUAUGGGCCGAGUUAUUGGAGUUACAAUUGGCUGUAUUAUUGGGAUGGCACCUAUUCCUAUUUUUUCCUAUUUUCACCAUGCUGGUUGAAGUUGUGAAUAAUAGAUGCUUCAAUAAUUGUAAUACUACAACAGGGGUAUCUCUACCUUGCACAAUAUGUCAAUGUGUAGUGAUAGAACCAACAAAAAUAUUCACUCACAUUAUUAAUUGAACUAAAAGUUAUAUAUAACUAUUUACAAUAUUAAUUUAUGACAAUCAUAAAAUUAUGUAAUAUAAUUUAAUCUCUAUAAUGUAUGUAUUUAAUGUAAUAAUAUGUGUAAAAUAACUGUACUAUUGACAUUAUUUAAGCAGCAUUAGCAACAGAUAUAUGUAUUA
This is a messenger RNA of Osmia bicornis bicornis, 1498 nucleotides long. RefSeq lists its product as uncharacterized. Gene Ontology annotation, cellular component: mitochondrion. Lineage: Eukaryota; Metazoa; Arthropoda; Insecta; Hymenoptera; Megachilidae. The transcript is spliced from 9 exons. The coding region runs from base 203 to 1213 and encodes 336 amino acids. The record is from RefSeq and is a predicted model, not a curated record.